CAGGCGGGACUCGAGCUAGGUGAGGACAAAUCUUCACACAGAAGUAAUACUGGAAAGAGUCAAACCCAGGAAGCAUCUGGAGUGUCAAGAUGCUGUCCAGACCAAAGCCAGGGGAGUCAGAGGUGGACCUGUUGCAUUUCCAGAGUCAGUUUCUUGCAGCUGGUGCAGCCCCAGCAGUGCAGUUGGUGAAGAAAGGAAGUAGGAAAGGUGGUGAUGCUAACCCAGACCAGCCUCCACUGCAGGAUCAUCGAGAUGUGGUGAUGCUGAAUGAUCUCCCAGAUUUACCACCAGCUUUGGUUCCUGCUCCCCCAAAGAGAGCCAGGCCCAGCCUUGGCUGCCCCCUGCCUGAGGAUGAGGACCCUGAAGAGAAGCUAAAUAGGCAUGAUCAGCACAUCACUGCUGUCUUGACCAAGAUUAUUGAACGAGAUACAAGUUCGGUGACUGUGAAUCUGCCUGUGCCCAGUGGUGUUGCUUUCCCCCCUGUAUUCCAUCGCUCACAAGAGAAACAGGGGAAGCUGGUAAUAUCUGGUAAGAGAAGUAUCUUUGCCCAGGAGAUUGCAGCCAGGAGAGUGUCUGAAAGUAGGGUUUUAUCAGCUGGGGAAGUUGUGCCCAACCUGGACCCACCAGAGAGUGCUGUGGCCUGUGAGGCACCCACUCCUAGGGACCAGGGUGACCAGAUUCUGGGGAGCAGCCACAGCUUUCAGGGACCCCAUCUGAUCACAGGGAAGGGGCUCAGAGGCCAGGAGGCUGAACAAGAAGUCCAGACCAUCCACAAAGAGAAUAUAGCAAGACUGCAAGCCAUGGAUCCUGAGGAGAUUCUGCAGGAGCAACAGCGAUUGCUGACUCAACUUGACCCAGGCUUGGUUGCCUUCUUGAGAUCUCACAGCCGCACCCAUGAGCAAGAGGGACAGAAGGCCACCAAGGAACAGAAGCCAGGAGAACCCUCAGUUCCUGUCACCAAAGAGGAGCCCAACAAGUCAGUUUCUGCUAGUGAACCAGGCAAAGAGGACAAGCUAGAGCCAGGAGCCCCAGCGCUGACACUGCCUGUGACCCCCCACAAAGAAUGGCUACACAUGGACACUGUUGAGCUGGAGAAGCUUCAUUGGACCCAGGACCUUCCCCCACUCCAGUGGCAGCAGACACAGGAGAGAAUGCAGGCCCGUUUCAGUCUUCAGGGAGAGCUGCUACCCCCUGAUGUGGAUCUACCCACUCAUCUAGGCCUGCACCACCAUGGAGAGGAGGCAGAGAGAGCAGGGUACUCUCUACAGGAGCUGUUCCACCUGACCCGUAGCCGGGUGUCCCAACAGAGAACACUAGCACUGCAUGUCUUGUCCCAGGUCAUUGGCAGGGCCCAGGCUGGUGAGUUUGGGAACCAGCUAGUGGGAAGUGUUUUACAACUCCUUUUGGAUGCUGGUUUCCUCUUCUUGCUGCGCUUCUCCCUGGAUGACAGAGCAGAUGGAGUCAUUGCAGCUGCUGUGCAGGCUCUUCGGGUUCUGUUGGUGGCACCUGGAGAUGAGGAGCUCCUUGACCGUACCUUCUCGUGGUAUCAUGGAGCUUCAGUGUUCCCUCUGAUGCCCAGCCUGGAGGACAAGGAAGAUGAGGGUGAGGAUGAAGAACCCCCAAGAGAAAAGGCAAAAAAGAAGAUGCCUAAGGAAGGACACCGACCUCCACCUGACUUGGCAUAUGAUGUCAUCAAGGGACUCCUGGCUACCAACCUGCUGCCUCGGCUACGCUAUGUGCUGGAGGUGACCUGCCCAGGACCCACUGUGGUCCUUGACAUCCUGGCUGUGCUUAUCCGCCUGGCCCGGCAUUCCUUGGAGUCAGCCACAAGGGUUCUAGAGUGCCCACGCCUGAUAGAGACCAUAGUUCGAGAGUUUCUGCCCACCUGCUGGUCCCCCAUGGAGGGAGGGCCUACCCAUAGUCUACACAAAGUGCCUUGUGCCGCUGCCAUGAAACUACUUCGAGUCCUAGCCUCAGCUGGUAGGAAUAUUGCUGCCCGACUGUUGAACAACUUUGAUCUCCGGAGCCACCUGUGCCGCUUCAUAGCUGAGGCUCCCCAAGAACUCUCCUUGCCCCCAGAAGAAGCUGAGACACUUAGCACUGAGGCUUUUCGUCUGUGGGCUGUGGCUGCCUCCUAUGGCCACUGCAGUGAGCUUUACAGGGAGCUGUACCCAGUGCUCAUGCGAGCCUUGCAGACUGUGCCAACAGAGCUCAGCAGUCACCCGCUGCAGCCAUUGUCCAUGCAGCGGAUAGCUUCCUUGCUUACUCUCCUCACCCAACUGACCCUGGCAGCUAGCAGCACCCGCUGUGAACUCACCAGUGACCCUGCUGAAGUCUACCUGUCAGCCCCCACUUCCUCAGUCACUUGGACGCAGGUAUCUGGACUCCAGCCUCUUGUGGAGCCAUGUCUAAAGCAGGCCUUGAAGUUGCUUCCCAGGCCUGAGAUGUGGUGUGCCCUGGGCCCAGUGCCCACUUCCUGUCUGCUGUUUCUGGGUGCCUACUAUCAGACCUGGAGCCAACAGCCAAGCUUGUGCCCAGAGGACUGGCUUCAGGACAUGGAGCGCCUGUUGGAGGAGCUGUUGUUGCCGCUGCUGAGUCAGCCCCCUCUGAGCAGCAUGUGGGAUUCCCUCAGGCAAUGCUCCCUUCUUUGUAACCCGCUGUCCUGUACUCCGUCUCCUGAAGCUCUCUCAAGUCUCGUGUCUCUGGGCUGCGCAGGAGGUUGCCCGCCUCUCAGUCUGGCUGGCUCAGCCUCACCCUUCCCGUUCCUCACUGCCCUCCUCUCUCUUUUCAACACCCUGGCCCGGAUCCAUAAGGGCCUCUGUGGACAGCUGGCUACUGUGUUGGCUGCCCCAGGACUCCAGAACUACUUCCUCCAGUGUGUGGCUCCUAGGACUGCCCCACACCUCACACCGUUCUCAGCAUGGGCCCUGCACCAUGAAUACCACCUGCAGUACCUGGUGCUCUCCCUGGCCCAAAAAGUGGCAGCAUUCCAGCCAGUGCUGAUCACCAAUGCUGCCCUUUAUCAUGCUGUGGCCUUGGCCUUGAUGAGCCGACUGCUGCCCGGAAGUGAAUACCUUGCCCAGGAGCUGCUGUUAAGCUGUGUAUUCCGCCUGGAAUUCCUCCCAGAAAGUGCAUCCGGGGGUCCAGAAGCAGCUGACUUCUCCGAUCGACUAUCCUUAGGGAGCAGUGGGGACCCUCAGUGUGGGCGAGGAGCUCUUCUAGUUCAGGCCUGCCAGGACCUCCCCAGCAUCCGCAGCUGCUACCUAACCCACUGCUCACCAGCCCGAGCCAGCCUUCUGGCCUCCCAGGCCUUGCACCGAGGAGAACUACAACAAGUCUCAACUCUGCUGCUACCUGUACCUAAGGAGCCUCUGCUGCCUGCUGACUGGCCCUUCCUGCCAUUGAUUCAGCUCUACCACCAAGCUUCUGACACUCCCUCAGGGGUUCCUCCUGCUGACACCCUGGGCACAGCCAUGCGGGUCCUGCAGUGGGUGCUGGUUCUAGAGAGCUGGCGCCCUGAGGCCCUCUGGGCUAUGCCUCCUGCUGCCCGCCUGGCACGGCUCAUGUGUGUGUUCCUGGUGGACAGUGAGGUGUUCCGAGAGACCCCAGUACAGCGUCUAGUGGCAGCCCUCCUAGCCCGGCUUUGUCAGCCUCAAGUCCUACGAAACCUCUCCCUGGACUGCCCAUUACCUGGCCUGACGUCUUUCCCUGACCUAUAUGCCAGCUUCCUGGAGCAUUUUGAAGCUGUCUCUUUUGGGGAUCACCUCUUUGGAGCCCUGGUCCUCCUUCCCCUGCAACGUCAAUUCAGUGUCACCUUGCGCCUUGCCCUCUUUGGGGAGCACGUGGGAGCCUUGAGAGCUCUGGGCCUACCUCUGAAUCAGUUGCCUGUGUCCCUGGAGUGCUAUAUAAGCCCUCCUGAAGACAACUUGGCCCUCCUUCAGCUCUACUUCAGGGCCCUUGUUACUGGUGCACUCCGUCCACAUUGGUGUCCUGUACUCUAUGCUGUGGCUGUGGCUCAUGUUAAUAGCUUCAUCUUCUCCCAGGACCCAAAGAGCUCAGAUGAAGUGAAGGCUGUCCAAAGAAGUAUGCUGCAGAAAACUUGGCUGCUGGCAGAUGAGUGUCUCCGGCAGCACCUCCUCCACUAUAAGGUUCCCAGUUCCAGCCUCCCAGAAGGCUUUGAGCUCUAUUCCCAGUUGCCCCCGCUGCGGCAGCAGUACCUCCAGAGAAUGGCAUCAGGUAUACUACAGAAUGGAGUAUCAGAGACCUAGGACAGUUGCUUCAGAUGAGGAAAUGGACACAUUCUCCUGGGGCUUACCAGUGGUCACCUGGUUGGACAGAAAAGCAUCACUUCCUAGGGGAAAGCAGGACACAACGGAGCAGAAAGCUUCCUGUCCAGACAGCAUGUUAUUUGAGCUAUUUUAAAACAGAAUGGCCCUUGCUGUUACAUCCUGGUACCUGGAGCUCAAGAUCUGGGGCUUCUGAGGGCCUGUGCUGGGGAUGCAGGGUGAUUUAGUUGUUUACCCCCUCUUUUGAGAUAGAACAUUCUAAGUACAUCUCAACUACUCCCAGUCCCCACCCCAGACCAAAGUAUAUAAAUGCUAUGUAGUGCAUUGAAAUAAAUUCUUUUUUGGUUUCCUGA
Sciurus carolinensis (gray squirrel) is the source of this 4639-nucleotide messenger RNA. RefSeq names its product RNA polymerase II associated protein 1 (gene Rpap1). The record is from RefSeq and is a predicted model, not a curated record. Gene Ontology annotation, cellular component: nucleus. NCBI's taxonomy places the organism in Eukaryota, Metazoa, Chordata, Mammalia, Rodentia, Sciuridae. Gene Ontology annotation, biological process: transcription by RNA polymerase II.